Phyllostomus discolor (pale spear-nosed bat) is the source of this 4019-nucleotide messenger RNA. It is a transcript of the gene TMPO, whose product is annotated as thymopoietin. Gene Ontology annotation, molecular function: DNA binding. Bases 641 to 2095 code for a protein of 484 amino acids. Lineage: Eukaryota; Metazoa; Chordata; Mammalia; Chiroptera; Phyllostomidae. The record is from RefSeq and is a predicted model, not a curated record. The transcript is spliced from 10 exons.
GGGUCCUGAGGUUGAGAAAGGCCCAGCCCGGGUCUUCGAAGCCGGUCAGCGACUGACCCGGGGUAGGCUUCCUUCCCAGUAAGAAGCGGGAGAGGAAAUCGCACACAAAAGCCGUACGACUUGUCCCUUAUCAGCGUCUAAGGGAAAGGGUGGAGAAAAGGGAAAUAGAAACGGACCAGGCGCCGCGGAUCCCGCCCGAGCGGCUUUUAAACUGCGUUUCCACAACCUCUCGCAGGGCGCCUCGGCUAAUGGAACCCGCGCGAGGCAGCGGGCCAAUCACCGCCGCGCUUCCUCCGGCCGCCGGCCAAUGGCGGAGCGCGUUCUUGGUGCGUGGGCGAAGCAAGCUGCUCUCCUUGGCUGUCGUGUGUGGGCUGGGGUUGGUGCGAGCUCCUAUUUGGGCUGCACUUGGUUUACAGUUCUGCUCCGGGGCUUUUGUGUGCAGCUUUUGCGUUCUUUUCCGUGUGCGAGUUUUUCUCUUCUUUUUUUUGUUUUUUUUGCUCCGCGCGCUGAUCCAGGUUGGGAGCCUUGCGGCUCGGAGGCGGCAACGCGUACCCCCCCCCUCCUUCCAGGCAAGGAGCGAGCGAGCGCGCCGGCGUGAGCGCGGGUGUGACGGCUGCGGGGAAGGGGAUUCGCCGCCGAAAUGCCGGAGUUUCUGGAAGACCCCUCGGUCCUGACGAAGGAGAAGUUGAAGAGUGAGUUGGUGGCCAACAACGUGACGCUCCCGCCGGGGGAGCAGCGCAAAGACGUGUACGUGCAGCUGUACCUGCAGCACCUCACGGCGCGCAACCGGCCGCCGCUGGCCGCGGGCGCCAACAGCAAGGGGCCCCCGGACUUCUCCAGCGACGAAGAGCGCGAGCCCACCCCAGUCCUCGGCUCCGGGGCCUCCGCCGCGGGCCGCAGCCGAGCCUCCGUCGGCAGGAAAGCUACAAAGAAAACUGAUAAACACAGACUGGAAGAUAAAGAUGAUUUAGAUGUAACAGAGCUCACUAAUGAAGAUCUUCAGGAUCAGCUUGUGAAAUAUGGGGUGAAUCCUGGCCCUAUUGUGGGAACAACCAGAAAGCUGUAUGAGAAAAAGCUGUUGAAACUGAGGGAACAAGGAACAGAAUCAAGAUCUUCUACUCCUUUGCCAACAAUUUCUUCUUCAGCAGAAAAUACAAGACAGAAUGGAAGUAAUGACUCUGACAGAUACAGUGACAACGAGGAAGGAAAGAAGAAAGAACACAAGAAAGUGAAGUCCACUAGGGAUUUUGUUCCUUUUUCUGAACUUCCAACUACUCCCUCUGGUGGAUUUUUUCAGGACUCUAAAAUAGAGCUCAAGCUUGAGAAGAGGGAACCACUAAAGGGCAGAGCAAAGACUACAGUAACACUCAAGCAAAGAAGAGUUGAGCACAAUCAGAGCUAUUCUCAAGCUGGAAUAACUGAAACUGAAUGGACAAGUGGAUCAUCAAAAGGCGGACCUCUGCAGGCAUUAACUAGGGAAUCCACGAGAGGGUCGAGAAGAACUCCGAGGAAAAGGGUGGAUACUUCAGAACAUUUUCGUAUAGAUGGUGCAAUAAUUUCAGAGAGUACUCCCAUAGCUGAAACUAUAAUGGCUUCAAGCAACGAAACCUUAGUUGUCAAUAGGGUGACUGGAAAUUUCAAGCAUGCAGCUCCCAUUCUGCCAAUCACUGAAUUCUCAGACAUACCCAGAAGAACACCAAAGAAACCAUUGACAAGAGCUGAAGUGGGAGAAAAAACAGAGGAAAGAAGAAUAGACAGGGAUAUUCUUAAGGAAAUGUUUCCCUUUGAAGCAUCUACACCAACAGGAAUUAGUGCAAGUUGCCGCAGACCAAUCAAAGGGGCUGCAGGCCGGCCAUUAGAACUCAGUGAUUUCAGGAUGGAGGAAUCUUUUUCAUCUAAAUAUAUUCCUAAGUAUGUUCCCUUGGCAGAUGUCAAGUCAGAAAAGACAAAAAAGGGACGCUCCAUUCCCAUGUGGAUAAAAAUUUUGCUCUUUGUUAUUGUGGUCAUUUUUAUGUUUUUGGUCUACCAAGCUAUGGAAACCAACCAAGUAAAUCCGUUCUCUCCACCUGUUGGUGACUCUGGAAAUUCCAACUGAAUGAUAUCUCUUUGGCACACUCACCUUGGUCUCCUGUUUUUAAUAACUGUAAAAAAACCAUUUGUGUAUACUUGUUGACUCAAGAGCUAAAAUAAUGUGAUUUCACCUCAAUAAAUGUAGUGUUCAUUGAAAAGCAAACAAGAUACUAUAUAAAUGGACUUCAUUUAAAUGUUUUGGACUUUGGACUAAUAGGAGAUCACUCCGUGCCAUAUGAAUAAUCUUUUUUAGCUCUGGAACUUUUUUGUAGGCUUUAUUUUUUUAAUGUGGACAUCUUAUUUCAUUUUUGAGAAAAAAUGUAUAUUGUUUCUGUGUAUUUGGGAAACAAGAAGGGCAAAAUGCAUAAUGUGAACCUACACAUUUAAAUACUUUCAAUUCUUACAGAAAAGAUUUAAGAAUUAUUCUCUGCUGGAUAAAAACUUAAGAGAUACAUGAAACAUGAAAUUGUGAGAAAAAGUAACUUGGGUUGUACUUUUUGUAAGAGCAAAAAUUUCAUGAUGUUUAUGGGGGAAAGUACAGCAAUAAUCUCUUCUGUAACUUUUAUUAAUUGUAAUGGUAUUGUAGCCCUACUGUACUCACUUUUUAAAAGAUUUCUAGUAUCAUGAAUGUCUUAUUCCAGUAAGGCCCAUUUAAAUACAGCUGAAUUUUAGCAGGGAUCUUAGAGUGUAACAUAUGUACAUGUUUUAGAGGACUGUUAGCUGGCUAUACAUGUUUUAAAAGCUGUUUAGCUAGCUAUAAGGCUGUAAUUUGAAAACUGUACUUUUUAUUUACAGCAAAAAAUAUUGUCAAUUCAAUUAGCUACCAAAAUAUUUUUUAGAUAAAUAGGUGUGUGUCUGUUUAGAAGUUAGAAACUUUACACACUGGUCUUAGCUUCCAUUUGGAGUCCUUAUUCCAUUGUCUUCUGUUACAAAAAACAAAUUUUGCCAAGUUUUUAUGCCCCCUAUUCUCAACAUAAUUUGAUUUAAAAGUGCAGAAGGUGUUUGCUUUUAAAUUACAUAGUAAACUUUUCUUGGAUCUACAGUAGUUAAUACAUGAAUUUAUAAACUCUGAAUAUGAGGCGGGCAUUAUUUUUGUGCAUUCUUAAAGUCGGUUAACUUUAUUUUUUGUGGGUUGUUUUUUUUUUUUUUCUUUUGCUAAAACUUACCUCAUGUAUAACUUGGUUAAGUAAUUGAAAUUUCAACAGAAUCAAGUAAAACAAAUUUUAAACUUACUCGUUUGAGUUAUUGAUUUUACAGUCUGUGACCAGAAAGCACACUAAAAAUGUAAGUUAUUUUUAAGAGUCAUCUGAAAUAGAUACUUUGAAAAGGGGGAAAGGCAGAAAGUGUGUAUUUAGAUCACAAAACUUUUAUUUGAAUUAACCCCAUUCUGAUACUUACAUUUUAGAAAUUUUGUAGACAUUUUUCACUUGGCAAUUUACCAGAAAUGUUCAUAGGCCCGGUACUGCAGAGGGAGUGAGAAACAUACUCCUCUAUCAGAAAAGCUUGCCUCUCUGAGUAAAAGUGUUUCUUUGAGAUGAGCCACACAGAGGGCACGUUUUACUCAACUUUUCUGCUGUAAGGUAAUGGAGGUCUACUUUCACUUGCUUUGUUUUUAAACUGUUUCCCAUUUUGUUUUCAAUCUUUUGUUUAUAAAUAGAAAUUGUGAGAAGCUGCAUUUAAUGUUUAAAAAUGUGGGACGAUAAAUCAGACUUAAUAUGUAUGUAAGAUCAAUUUUCUAAUAGGAAAGGUAUGGUCCAAAAUAGCAAAAGUAGGACCAGAUAAAACAUGUAGUCUUUUUUUUUUUUUUUUAAUGUGUAUCUGGUCUUUUGUCUGUCUGUUUUAUUCCACUAGAAUGUGUCCUUGAUGUAAAUGCGAAGCAUUUUUUCCUGAUUAAACUGUAGAUGUAGAUUUGACAAUAUAAUUCAACAAUAAAAAGUAAUUAACCUCUA